AUGCUGAGUGCAGCAGCCGCGGCUGCCGCAUCACCGCGGCCCCCCUCAUCCGUCCUCUACACGGAACGGCUCUUCUAUGCCGCGCUGAAGCAGGGAAACCCGUCAGAGGCGCGGGUGGAGGCACUGGCAGCGCUGGCGCUCCGGCACCUCCCGAGGUCUGCCGAGACAUGGGCGGCGCUGCGCAAGGCGCUGAUGGAGCAGUCGGACCUCGAUGGGGCACCUAACCGUGCGUUGUGGUACGUCCUUGACGCACUCAUGAAACACGCCCCGCACGUGUUUGUGCCUCUGCUCGCCCCACGCCUGCUCGAGUACACCAUCCAACAACUGCCGUGGGAGCUGGCGGGGCACCGCGGUCAGACAUUGUUGUGGUUUGAGGCGCUUGUCCUGUCGUGGGAGAAGGUGCUGCCGCAGCGGCUCUACAGCGCCGUCCGCCAGCACGCUGUGCAGUCGAGGAGCGGGGCAGAGCUGCAUGAUCUUCUCAAGGCGACUCAGAACUCAGUUGAUGACGGCACGUCCGCCUCCUCGGUAGACCUGCAGCAGCUGCGCGACGCGUGGGAUGCUGUCCAGUACAUGGGCGAACAGGAGGCGGGCAAGUCUGUUUUUCAUGCUCGUCACACCACCACCGCAGUUGAGGUGGUGGAUGAGGAUGCACACAAGUCUUCGUCCUUCUCAGCACCCGUCAGUAGGCUGCACGCGAUGUCGAUCGGCAACAGUGACCGCACAACAGGGGCAGGCGCGUCGGGCGAUGAUGUGACUAAGACGCAACAGCAACAGGAGGAGGAGGAGGACGACUACACGCCGGACUUUGUGGAAGGCGCCAAACCGCGUGAGCUACCAAAAUUGGACCUUCCAAAACAAAGGCGGAGACGAGAGGGUCGACGCAGGCCUCGCGCAGACGACCUCGGCAUGUGA
Leishmania braziliensis MHOM/BR/75/M2904 is the source of this 912-nucleotide messenger RNA. RefSeq lists its product as hypothetical. Lineage: Eukaryota; Euglenozoa; Kinetoplastea; Trypanosomatida; Trypanosomatidae. Bases 1 to 912 code for a protein of 303 amino acids. The transcript has a single exon. The record is from RefSeq and is a predicted model, not a curated record.